Messenger RNA from Nasonia vitripennis (jewel wasp), 7592 nucleotides. RefSeq lists its product as uncharacterized. Lineage: Eukaryota; Metazoa; Arthropoda; Insecta; Hymenoptera; Pteromalidae. The record is from RefSeq and is a predicted model, not a curated record. Gene Ontology annotation, molecular function: protein binding. The transcript has 21 exons. The coding region runs from base 836 to 6418 and encodes 1860 amino acids.
AUCGAUCGAUGCUGAUUUGAUAUGAAUUUUUUCCUCCCUUGCAUUAAGACUUUUGAACACAGUUAUAUUUAUACUUUAUUCAUGAGACGAUUUUUAAAGAUAUUUCGUAAGUUUGAAAAAAUUUGUUUCGCGAAUCACGAGCACGAUUAUUAUUGAAAAUUAUUACACAUUCGUUGCCAAUAAUAACAUUAUAAGAAGUAAUAUAAAUUACUGAUUUCACAUCUCCUUUUUUUCCUACAAAGUUAUAUUUUUAGAAUAACAAGUGUAUGGUAUGAAAAAUUUGAAUUUUCAGAAAAGCACGACAAUCUACAACAAUAAUCGUGUUCAAUGUUCAUUCAGUCGGCCCGUUAUCUGCGAGAAAGAUGACUCUCGUCGUCAUCUACCAUCUACCUCUUCAUUCUUUAUCUUCUCUCGAAGAAAAGGAGCAGCCGCGGGUGAAAGGGAGCGAAGCGCUCUAUAGAUAUAGAUAAUUAAAAUCAGCGCCGUUGUGUUCUGCUGUCAGCUGAUGAUUUCGCACUUAGGUAUAUAACCUAUAGCGCGAAACGCCUUUUUCGCGAGUAGAAAGAGAGAGAGAGAGAGGGACAGAGAAAGAGUUAUUUUCCAUCGCGAGUGGCGUCGUCGUCGUUGUAUAAAGAAUCGAUGCUCCUUCCCGGGCAACAAAUACUGCAGACUGCUUCGAGAGGUACGUUUUUAGUUCAGUCGUGCAGCGAUCAUGCUACUCGUCGCCAAUAAGCUGGAGCGAAUCGAUCGGAAUAAUAGCGGCCAACGAGCACAUCUCGGCUAAAAUGUCAAAAUCGUUGGCUGGCAACAACGUUUAUUGCAGAAGAAGGAUGUGAUGGCAGAAAUGAAGUUAAAAGCCAAGCAGAAUGGGGUGGACUUGAGUCAAGAGGGUCUGUUCGAACUCCAGUGUAUGAUAAAGGCUAAUGAUAUUCACCAUGCAGCUUGCCGUGAAUUUCGUCACGGACAAUUUCUGGCUUUUGUCUCCGGUGCCUCCGAUCUCGGGCUUUAUUACUUAAAGGAUUCAUCUUCUUUGCCGGUUAUUAAAAAAAUUCCAUGGUUUCAAAGUUCUAGAAAAAAAAUAGCAUGUCUCUGCUUCGAUCCGCUUGGCUCUUGGCUGCUGAUAGCUACCAUCGAUGGUUCACUUUACAUAGUCCCAGCUAAAACUUUGGUUGAUGAGUUUUAUCCAACCGAACAAAAAUGGACAACAAAAGAUGUGACCUCUUAUUCUUCUUUGAAUGCACAAAACUCAUAUUCAAGGCCAAGUGCUAUAGUUUGGUGGCAAGGUAUAUCAUUUUCUGGUCAGAUGGGCAUUGUUGGUACGGAGCAAGGAGAAAUAAUUUUUGUUAAUUUGGAAACUGGUCAGCAAGUUGGUUCCACCAAAACAGAUGGGAAAAUUACUGGGCUUUGCAUUUGUCAAGAUACAGAACUUGACACUGUGAUGUUGUUAAUAACUAAUCACUGCAAGGAACAGUGGCAUUUGGUUUUAGAAAAGCCAGGCAGUAACUAUACUUACCCCUUGAACAAUGGAGGGUCACAGCGAUCAACUAUGCCCACUGAAGAAGCGGAUAAUGAUGAUUCCAAAAGUUUUCCCACUACAAGAUCAAGACUGCGCGGUCUUAAACAACUAUCAGUUGAAAAGCUUGUUAUACUUAAACAGAAACUCGCUGAAACGAGAAAUCGUAAUUUCGAUUCUUCUGGAGCACGACAAGCAACAUUUAAUGUUCUAGAUAACAGCAACCGGGAUAGUAACAGUGAAGCAGGAUCCAAUGAUAAUGAAAAUUCAAACGAGUCUGGCUUUUUUCCUAAUCAACAAUCUGACUCUAUUAAGUGUAGCACUACUCCUAUUGCAUUAUCAAACGAUGCCUAUAUUAUUCCCCAAUGGCUAAAAAACGGUCGAACUAUUUAUACUCGUUAUUUAUCGUCUUUGAAUCAUUUAACUGUUCAUGAACGAAGCUCAUCUGCUAUCCCAUCCCAUGUUCACAAGAUGCCAGAACACUGUGAAAAUAUUCGCUUGACCAGUCGAUUUUUUUAUAUAUCCGAUACAAGACAUCGGUUUGUUUAUGUACUUUCUCGCCCUUUGUCGGAAAUCAGAAAGAAGGAUAAAUCAGAUCUCACCAAGGAUUCAGUGAUUGCUCGCUUUUCUUUUGAUAAAAGCGAGGAAGUUAUUAACAGUAUAUACACUUUAUCUAGUGCAAGAAGUGAUUUCGAUUAUACUUCAGGGAAUAACGAAAAUAGGAUUUAUACUAUAGUAAAAGAUAUAUCUGAUAUUAAAGUUAAGGUACCACCAGUAGACACCUGUAUAGUAGUUACAAAUCUUGGAGUGUAUAAAAUUAUAUUAAGAGAACAAAUUUUAUCACUUUUUAUGGAUCUGAUAUUAAAACGACGGUCAGUCGAAGAUGCUACAAAGCUUGGAUUAAUAUUUGGAUUGAACGUACAAGAAUUAAUUGAGAAUGCUGGAGAUAUGACUUUGUAUAAACGACAAUUCGGCAGAGCAAUGGAGUUAUAUUCGCUUGCGGGAAUUCGUCUUUCAAAAAGUAUUUUAAAAUUUGCAACAAUUGGAUAUACUUCUGAACUAUUAAGUCUUCUUGCAUCGUAUUCAACAACGUCAGCGGUUAAUGAAUUAUCAGAACCAAACAGAAUACAUUUCUCUAAUUUAAGUGUCCUUGCAUUCACUGAGCUUUCAUUGAGAGCGACAUCUGCGCAAAAUAAAGUGGUCUACAAAGAUUUUCUAAACUUCUUAUCUACAAAUACUUUCUACGAUGAACUUUAUGCGAUAAAUAUUGCGAUACAGAAUAACAUGUGGAGUAUUCUUCAUCACUUGAUAGUUCAUAGAGGCUUAGGUCCCCAAGUGCUUGAUGUUCUCAUUAAGGCUCUACCAACACUUAUGUCUAAAAACUCUAACCUUGUACAGUAUCAUAAUACACAUGGCUUGCUAAUGUGUUUAAGUGACUCAAGCUUAAUUCAGGGUAUGCUGAAUAAUCCAAGUACCGCUAGAAACCACAUUUGUUUUGUAUUAGCGAACUUGUCAUCUCUAGAGAUAUUUAUAUUGCAGAGAUUGAUUGCGUUGUAUGAUCCGACAAAUCCUGCUAUUAGACCGUUAGUACUACGCUUCAAGGCUCGGCGAAGAGCUGCAUCGCGCAGUUCUUUCUCCAGUCAAUGUGAUUCGCUAGACUUAUCAGAAGACUUGGAUGAAAUUGGUGUACUUAUAGAAGAGAUAAUAGAAAUAUUUUUACAAACUCUUCUGGCUGUACUUCAUAAAAAACAGCCUAGUGUGAAGUUCAUUUCGAAAUAUGUGCCAUUCACGCAGUUGAAUAAUAUUGAGGGGGGUCAAAGAGAAAGAAACGUUAGUGUAGAUUUUAAGCGAAGAUUAUUGAGCACAGGAUUUGCUCAUACUGCUCUGAUAAGAAAUGGCAAUGUUUACACAUGGGGCAAUUCCUUACAAGGCUGUUUAGGAACCGGUCCGACGAUAUCGCGGUACAGUUCGCCGCAGGGUAUCACCAUAUUUCGCCGCCUAGGAAUCGACGUAUUGUCGAUUUCGUGCGGUCGCUGUCAUACGCUCGCGGUUACUAACAAUGGCGUCUAUGUUUGGGGAGGUAAUAAAUAUGGACAACUUGGUCUGGGUGAAGUACGCGAGUGCCCUAAUCCUGAGCUUAUUACGGCCCUUGCUCAAGAGAUAAUCGUUGAGGCGGUGGCAGGACAACAUCAUUCGGCGGCAAUAACAGCCGAUGGUAGACUCUUCACCUGGGGCUGGGGAGUCCAUGGCCAGCUGGGUCACGGCAACACAGAGGCCAAGCGACAACCAUGUCUCGUAACAGCUCUUCUCGGUGUUGUAGUUAGACAUGUCAGUGCUGGUUACGCGCAUACUGUGGCCCUGUCAGCUGAUGGCUUGGUCUAUGCAUUCGGCUGCAAUCUUUUUGGCCAACUUGGAGUCGGCAAUGACGGCAAGUGCACCAGCCCUAUGAGAGUCAGCCUUUUGCCCGAGAGAAUAACGCUCAUCUCCACCAAGUACUUCCAUAACCUUGCCACAAGCUGCACGAAUCGGCUGUACAUAUGGGGCUCAAACCCGCAAGUUUUGCGGCUGCAGUCGAAGGAGCGAAAGGUCAGAAUGCACAAGGCCAAAGUGGCCGAAGCUCAGGAACGAGAGCUCGCAGCCGCGAGUCUCGCCGACACGCCUGAGGAACAAGAGAACGCUAACGACGCCGGUGAAUCGAGCGAGGCUGGAGCCGCGGCUAUGGUAUCAAACGACACGCCACAGGCCGCAGCGAAAAGCUCCAUUGUUGUCGUGCCCGAGGCGGAGAACGACGAGGAGAGUCAGGCUCAUUUGGUGCCCGCGUGCGUCGAUACGAGCCUCGUUAAGGGGAAAAUUGUUCAGAUAUCGACGGGUUAUCACCACUCGGCACUGCUGACGAAGGACGGUACGAUCUACACUUGGGGCCGCAAUUUGGACGGGCAGCUGGGUACGGGCUAUGGACGCGACGUCGCGAUUCCCACGCCGCUGUCAUACCAACCGCUCGACAUGUUCAAGGAGAAGCUGGAGCGCGCGCGCUACAAGAAGGCCCAGGCCACCGAUGACAAGAACAAUGCCAACAACGGCUCCGAGACUAAUGCCGACAUCAACGCCGCGGAGUUCAACGCCACUGAGAAGGAUCCUAGUUAUUUGAUAAAAGCCGUGAAGAUCUGCUGCGGAAGCAACUUUACGGUUGCCAUUCAGCCAGGUGGAAAUGUGCUGGCGUGGGGUAACAAUAACUUUGCGCAGCUAGGUCGAGCCCCGGCUAAUCCCAAGGAGUCCGAGGAAAAGCUCAUCUUUAAAUUUAAGUCUUCCAAACGCAUUAUUCGCUGCAUCAAUCCUUCGGACCGAUUCAUGGCUAUAGAUAUGACCCCGAGCCAGGUUUCGAAUAUUCCCGCACCUAUUAUUUCUUAUCAAAGCUACGAUGUGACUCCGCUUGCCGGCUCAAUACAACCGCUGAGCUAUAUAGAGCACAGUUUGAGCGACCUGACUCUGCACUAUGCAUUCGAACAGUUUCACGGGUUGUUCAGCACUUUUAAGAUCCUUAACAAGUGCAUCGAGCUAAAAAAUUACCAGGCAUGCGCAAAACUAGAACUUUUAGAGCACAACUUUGUCGAGUCUCUCGUAUAUCAAUUCAAGGCGUUGAAGGAAUGCGACCCGGCAAAUAUGGAAACUUUUUCCAAUGGGCUGUCAACUGAAAGUCUCGCUGAAGACGCAAAGGGCAACGAUGUUCUCCAAGAGAAUAACAAGCUGUUUGAGAAGCAUAUGGAGAGAAAUCUCGUGGAUACUUUGAUGGAGAGCGUGAAGAGGCAAAAAAUGAAAAUGCCGGUCAGCAAAUCUUUAGACAGUUUCCAGGUCAUUGAGCAGGAAUUGCAUACUUUUGACUGUCAAGGUGGUUCCGAGGAGAUGUUCGAAGAUUCAAAGUACGAAGGCAUGUCCAUUGAAAUGGCGCUUGAGGAUGACAAUAAAGAAGACAGGAGUAGCCCGCUUUCGAGCGCGGAGAACAGCAUUUCCCGCGAGGAGGCUGACAAUGAAAACUCUUUGUGCACAAACUAUAACAAAAUGAGCUUAAAUAAUUCAAUGGAAGCCAGGAGUCAAUGUGCCAACGGAAACGCACUGAGUCGUCAGGAAUUACUCGUUAUGCGUCACGCUGUAAAUAUUGUUGAUUUUUAUUUGUACGAAGUUGAAGAGGACGCUUAUGUCCCCACGUAUGAGAUAGCUGCGACUGCUAUUAAUUUCUGGGUGGAGAAUAAAUUUGCUAUAGAAGAGCUAGAAAAAGUUUUUGACAAGUAUAUCAAGAAAGUAUUUUAUGCGCUUGGCCUUCUUCUCUUUGGUCGUUGUGAUUCUCAAAGUAGUUCAACUAUAGAGAAGAAUGAGAAAAAUAUUCGAGUUAAAAAUGCUAGCAAAAUAUUGUCUACUAGCUUUUGUCUAAAAGUUUGUAACUUAAUACUAGAACAAAUCGACGAAGGUAAACCCACGGUAGAAUAUAUAGAAAUGUUGUCGACGACGAUGGCUAAGAAUUAUGGUCCACCGCUCACUGGUUAUCCUGGAACCAGUGACAAUAAAACUCCCGAGCAAAUGAUGGAUGGAAUUAUUAGCACAUUAUCCGCAAAGUAUUAUGAUCCGCGGCCUUUUAUACACAUUAAGGAUCCAGAUAAAGUAUCAGAGCUGUUAAGCGCAGAGGAGGACUCGAUGAUAUUUACGUGCGGCCAUCAAUUCCUCAUUUCCACCUACCAGUCCGAGGCGGUACCUCGAAUGGAGGCAGAGCUUCUCGCGCUGCAGCCGCCCCUACCCUCGACCGUUCAACUCCUCGGCUCAAUCCUGUACCAGUCGUAUAAACCUGAAACGCUUUGCCCACUCUGCUUGUCGCAGGUUCUCAAGGACGCGGGAAAGGACGUCGCGGAUAGGUAAAUCGUAAUGCGAGUUGUUGUUUAUUAAGGUUGCGCAUAUCUCUGCGAUAAUAUUCUGUAAUAACUUACUUACUUUGCCGGCGGAGCCAUAUAUAGUUUUUACUGUUAGUAGCGCACGUAUAACGUUUUGCAAUUUUCAAAAUUUAUAGCGCUUUUUGUCUUUGAGUCAGUAUCGUUUGGUCAGUAUGACGUAGAUUUUAGGGUACUCAUAAGUAACUCUGUCCCGCACUUGUACUAAACCUCUCUUUUUUAAAAGAAAGCUCUUUGCGCAUUUUUGUAUGCUGAUGUAUGGUGGAUCGAAUUCGCGAGUUUAUUUAUUGUACCUGAGCGCAAAGUGCAAUAUUUUUUAUAUGUGUUACAUUUUUGCUUCAAUGAUCUUACGUACAUAUCUAAAUAUUUAAAGCGUACAAUUUAUUUUAAUCUUACGUAAAUAGAAAUAUAUUAUAUGGUUUGGAUUUGAAGCAUAACCAUUAAAAGCAUUCAUUUUGAAAAUUGUAAAAUAUGCAGCCUAACUGACCUGAAUUAACAUUUCAUUGAACUGUAGAAGGUAUCAAGUCAGUUGAAUAUAUAUAUAUAUAAACAAGAAAUUUCACAUCUCUUGAAAAUAUAAAGUUUUUCAGUGUUCUUCGUAACAAGUCACUGAUUGUGGACUUCAGUAUAACGGACUAGUAUAACAGCAUGCAUAACGAGGGUAUGAUUUAGAAGUUCUUUCUUACGACUUAAAUGAAAUCGAUUGGUAGUUUAAUAUCGACUAAUUAUUAUGUUUUCGUGCGCUCUGAUUAGUUAUAGAGAAUAUGGAAAAAAUGUGUUAAGUUAAUUACAGCAAUAGUUUAAAUAGUUUUCGGGUAAUUUACAAUCGACUGAAAUUACUUAAUAAUAGAUUGAUUUAUAUUGUUAUCGCUAUAUAAGGAUUGUAAAUAACAAAUAAAUCGAAGGCGUAACUAUAACGAUGCAACAAAGUAUAAUGUAAAUUUUGUAAAUUUCAUUUAUUGUGUAAAUAAUUUUUACAGUUUGUACUUGGUCAAACUCUCUUAGAAAUGAUGCUAGUCGUGAUUAAUCGAAUUACACACAAAAAAAUAAAUCGAUGUGAAAAAUCUCAACUAUUUAUCAACAAUCAUACAAGAAGUCUAUGUAAUGGUUUUCCAAUAAAUAUUUAUAAUUAGAAAUGAACAGUU